GGGGCGGCGGGGAGGAGGGUCCCGCGGCGGCGGCGGCGGCGGCGGCAGCGGCGGCGGCGGCUCAGGUGAGCCUCGGCGGCACAGUGCAUAUUGAGAAAUGGAUGACUUGGAGUCGAACUUCAACCUGAAGAUCGUCUUAGUCAGUUUCAAGCAGUGUCUCAAUGAGAAGCAGGAGGUGCUGCUGGAUCACUACCUCGCCGGCUGGAGGGGGCUAGUCAGGUUCCUGAACAGCCUGGGUGCCAUCUUCUCAUUCAUCUCUAAGGAUGUCACAACAAAGUUGCAGAUCAUGGAGUGUCUGCGCGGUGGCCCACAGCGGGAGCACUAUAGCAGCCUGCAGUCCAUGGUGGCCUACGAGGUGAGCCACAAGCUGGUGGACCUGGAGCGGCGCUCCCGCCACCCUGACUCAGGCUGCCGGACCGUGCUUCGGCUGCAUCGUGCCCUGCGCUGGCUGCAGCUCUUCCUGGAAGGCCUGCGCACCAGCCCCGAGGAUGCACGCACGGCUGUGCUCUGCACCGAGUCCUACAAUGCCUCUCUGGCCGCAUACCACCCCUGGAUCAUCCGCCGGGCUGUCACUGUGGCCUUCUGUACGUUGCCCACACGGAAGGUCUUCCUGGAGGCCAUGAACGUAGGGUCCACGGAGCAGGCUGUGGAGAUGCUGGGUGAGGCCCUGCCCUUCAUCGAGCAUGUCUACAACAUCUCUCAGAAACUCUAUGCUGAGCAUUCUCUACUGGACCUGCCCUAAGAGCUGGUGGGCUGGGUGGGGCAGGGUCUCCCAUCCAGAGCUGGCCUGGGGCAGCCAGCACCCAGAAGUCCCACCAUGGAGACCUAUGGGUGUCCCAGGAACAGGAAGAACACUUUCUUCUGGGCCGUGCUUCUGGCCUGUGGCACCUGGCCUGAGAAAAAGAAAGCAGGCCCUGGCAACCUGCUCCUCCCUGGCCACCGUGCUCUGCCCAAGGGCAUCCUUGCUUUUCCCUCAGCCAAGUUACACAGAUGUCCAAUCAGGCCUCACCCAGACGGGUGAAGUGCAGAGGCAGGGCGGGGAAGGGGCGGGAUCGACAUUCAUGCAAAACCUGGAGAAGCUGCCCCCUGCCUGGGAGCCAAGUGGUGAAGGUCCUUGUGGCACAGACUGCAUCCCUCCUGCCAGCAAACACACUCAGCAGGAACUGGCCCACCUCGGUGUCUGUGCCCAGGUGCCCCGGGUCCUCCAUACAGGGAUGGCCGUCCCCAGGACAGGGAUAGAACCCCUGGGCACCAGUUGGCAGUGUAGACUCUCUCCCUGCCCCUCACCUCCUUGUUAGUCAGGGGCCCACAUGUCCUUAGCAGCCAUAGUCAGGCACUGAAGCCCUGAGCAGAGCCUGCCCUGCCUCUCUCUGCACUCUCAUCAGCUGCCCCCUGCAGCCACCCUGUCAGUCGGGUGCUCCUCCACCCAGGGGCUCUGCACUGCCCCAGAGCUCUAGCGAGCCCACAACUGUGCCAGCCCAGUGCUAGCCUUGCCCUCCCCGUCAUCCAACAAAAUGCCAGGUUCCCUCCUUGCUGGCCCUUGCUGCCCCAGCCCCACAGAGCUCAUGAGGCCCAUGAUGAUAUGCACACACAGAGAGACUAGACCCUUUUGUCCAGCUGACAGGCCAGCCAUCGCCCAGCAUUUGGGGGCCUGGCCUCUCCUACUGGCUCUUCACCGUGCUCAGGCCCCUUGACCCCAAGGGGACCAUAUCCACCAUGCAGCAGAUGUGCGCAAGUAUGAGCUUGCAGAGACCCUGGGAAAGUGUAAUCGGGUGAUGGUUUUUCCAACAUCAAUAAAUUCCACUUACAAAACAGGCA
Messenger RNA from Canis lupus familiaris (dog), 1818 nucleotides. RefSeq names its product ceramide-1-phosphate transfer protein (gene CPTP). The record is from RefSeq and is a predicted model, not a curated record. The coding region runs from base 98 to 742 and encodes 214 amino acids. NCBI's taxonomy places the organism in Eukaryota, Metazoa, Chordata, Mammalia, Carnivora, Canidae. The transcript has 3 exons. Gene Ontology annotation, cellular component: cytosol; membrane; cytoplasm. Gene Ontology annotation, biological process: ceramide transport; intermembrane lipid transfer. Gene Ontology annotation, molecular function: ceramide 1-phosphate binding; ceramide 1-phosphate transfer activity.